Molecule: messenger RNA, 2999 nt
Organism: Brachypodium distachyon (stiff brome)
Lineage: Eukaryota; Viridiplantae; Streptophyta; Magnoliopsida; Poales; Poaceae
Product: hornerin
Exons: 3
Coding region: 641-2605 (654 amino acids)
Source: RefSeq, a predicted model, not a curated record
CCAUCAUCAGCCCGAGACCAUAAACACGCUCUCUCUCUCUCUCUCCUUCCUCCCUCUCCUGAAGGAGAAUCUCUCUCUCUCUCUCCCCUCUCUGUCUCUCUCUGCGCAAAGGCACCAGAGCCUCUCCUCCAUUGGGGGUAGAUGAUCCUAGUUGGUGGGAUUUCAUUUCAUGAGGGCUAUGCCGGCCGUAGGAGGAAAUAGUGCUCUGUUUUAGGAUUUGUUCAGGUUGCAUGUGCUACAAAAGUCCAGUACUGUUCCAGUCUGAAGAUUUUCCCAGCACAUAGCAUUUGAGCACAUGUGGUUCUACCUGAUGCUCAACAUUUAGUAAUUCAAAAAAAGAAAUUGGAUGCUCAAAUACCAGAGAUCACCAAAGUGUCAGAUGGUUUAGCCUGUCAGGGUUCAUUGUUCUACUGAAGCCAGAGGGUAAUGGACAGGGCAGACACAUCUGGUUUUGUUAGUAGUGGAUUCAACGGCACCUUUCUGCUGCUCAUAUUCUUUGACUUCGUCUAUUCCAGAAUCCACAUAUAAAAGGAUCAGAAAACAUCUGAACUUUUGUUGCCAAAGAGAUACUUGUUCUCAUUGAUUUUUGUUUCUUCCAACCAUCUUCACUCAGUUCGCUGUACAGAGGUUUUUAGCUAGGAUGAAUAUCGAUUUCGUGGAUAGCCGUCAUGUUGGAAACCAGAACCUGAUGGACGGUUCUGCGGUAAUAAUGUCCGGACACUCGGUGCCGAGCUACACGACAGCCGGGUAUGGUCAGACCUCGUUCUCCCUGGACUUCCGGGGUUCAGCUGCAAUGGACAGCUACAGCCAUGGCAACAGGGGUGUCCGGAGGUCGAUUCAUGUUUCUGCACAAGACGAUGCCUGCAGGCUGGUACUCGGACUGGGCUCAUCGCCGGAACUUAGCUCUGCGGAUUACAGGCCUGCCGACGGAGCUGGCAAAUCGAAAGCACCGGUGACUCUGUUUGGCCGGAGUCUGUCAUUCAAUAAUCCUGGGACGGUGAGCCUUGGGCCUCGUGAUCAGGGAGAUGGUGCUGAAGCAACCGUGCAGAGUUCUGAAGCGCCUGCUGGAAACAUCAUCUCCUUCUCUGUAGACGAGGGCUCGACGUCGGGCUUGAGGAGCUCCGGUGGCUACAUGCCGUCGAUGCUCUUUGCGCCUCGGCCGAAUCUCUCUGUCGCUGAAGAGGCACAUGAUGAUCUGCCGGAUCACACGGACAACACCAAUGGUGGCAGUACUGCUCAGCAUGGCCUUCAGUUCAGCCCUGAACCUUCGGCGACGACCAUGACGGAGACUUCGUUUGGUAUGAGCUCUGAUGCUGUAACCGGUAUAACCAACAAUUCCGGGCAGCCUGCUCCGCGGCGGCAUCCGAAGAAGUGCAGGUUCAAAGGGUGCUCGAAAGGCGCGAGAGGUGCGUCGGGCCUGUGCAUCGCCCAUGGCGGCGGGCAGAGGUGUCAGAAGCCCAGGUGCCACAAGGGCGCCGAGAGCCGCACGGCCUACUGCAAGGCCCACGGAGGCGGGCGGCGGUGCAUGCAGCUGGGCUGCACCAAGAGCGCCGAGGGGAAGACGGACCACUGCAUCGCCCACGGCGGAGGCCGCCGGUGCGGGUACAACGGGUGCCCGAAGGCCGCGCGGGGCAAGUCCGGGCGAUGCAUCAAGCACGGAGGAGGGAAGCGGUGCGCGGUGGAAGGCUGCAUCCGGAGCGCCGAGGGGAAAGUCGGGCUCUGCAUCUCCCACGGCGGCGGCAGGCGGUGCCAGCACCCUGACUGCCGCAAGGGCGCGCAGGGGAGCACGCUGUACUGCAAGUCGCACGGCGGCGGCAAGAGGUGCGUGUUCGAAGGGUGCUCCAAGGGCGCCGAAGGCAGCACGCCGCUGUGCAAGGCGCACGGCGGCGGGAAGAGAUGCAUGUACGAAGGAGGCGGCGUGUGCCCCAAGAGCGUCCAUGGCGGCACCAGCUACUGCGUGGCGCACGGCGGCGGGAAGCGCUGCUCCGUGGCGGCCUGCGGCAAGAGCGCGCGUGGGCGCACGGAGUUCUGCGUGAAGCACGGCGGAGGGAAGCGGUGCAAGGUGGAGAGCUGCGGCAAGAGCGCGCAGGGGAGCACGGAGUUCUGCAAGGCACACGGCGGAGGGAAGCGGUGCACGUUCGGCGGGCUCACGGGCACGGGCGGCUGCGAGAAGUUCGCCCGCGGGAGGAGCGGGCUCUGCGCCGCGCACGCCACGCUCGUGGCCUCGUCGCAGUCGCGGCAGCAGCAACAGCGCGGCGGAGGGAAGAACGGCGGCGGGAGCUUGAUCGGGCCGGGGCUCUUCCGCGGCAUCGUGUCGUCAUCGGCCGCCGCUAGCGCCAUGAACUGCGAGUACUCGUCGUCGGGCGUGAGCACGGUGUCGGACUGCGACGGCUCGCCCGUGGCGAGGCAGGAGCUGAUACCUCCUCAGGUGCUGGUUCCCCUCUCUAUGAAGUCCUCGUCGUCGCCAUCCGUGCCAUCGUCGUCGUCAGAUAGGCGCAGAGAGGGCGGAGAGCUCUCUGUUCCCGAGGGGAGGGUGCACGGCGGUGGCCUCCUGUCGUUGCUCGGCGGGAGCUUCAGGAACGUCGUUGACGUCGACAAGCUGUAGCCCCGCACGUGCCCGGUCUCUUGGCAUGCUCGAUCAAUUUCUGUCCAAAUUUUAUACGACUAGUUGUUUUUAAACCCCCCCAAAAUUUGAACAUUCUACGGAUCUUCUAGAUGUUAGAUUGGUGGCAUACAAGGGAGGCUAUUGCCUACUGGUACGUUGUUUUACAGAUUGUUGUUGUGUCUCAUUUUGUGACAAAGGGUCCACACAUGUAUCUGCCAUUGAAAGCUUAAAUUCAUGGCAGGUCCUAAAGCUUUUUGGCAUGGAAAGCUUUUAAUUAGGUUUUUAAUUCUUGCUGAUUACAUGUAUAUGUAAUAAUGGAACCUUUCUUUUGCUACAAUAUAUUCUGGUGGAUUAUCUGGUCGAGGAUUCUCAGAAACACCGUUGAAAAUAAUAA